Molecule: messenger RNA, 5328 nt
Organism: Dunckerocampus dactyliophorus (ringed pipefish)
Lineage: Eukaryota; Metazoa; Chordata; Actinopteri; Syngnathiformes; Syngnathidae
Gene: tpte
Product: transmembrane phosphatase with tensin homology
Exons: 26
Coding region: 797-5053 (1418 amino acids)
Biological process (GO): monoatomic ion transport; dephosphorylation; transmembrane transport
Cellular component (GO): cell periphery; membrane
Molecular function (GO): monoatomic ion channel activity; phosphatase activity
Source: RefSeq, a predicted model, not a curated record
AAUACCAAUACAAUAAUAACAGAUUCAACAAUAUUAAGCGAUACUUUUCAUUAACUGAUUGUAACCUAUCUGUAAUCUAUAACCAGAAAUUACUCAUCAAUUGUGCAAUUCAGUCAAAAUGUUAACUAUAGUGUUUACUUAUUCGAAAUGUCAUUGCUUUCCUUCACCUACCCAUUAUUUAUUUUCUGUUUGUAAUCAACUUUUUUUAAAAAUGUUAUUACAUUUGGAUUAUUUCAUGUUAAAAGGCAUAGAUAGGGGCAUGGCCACCGUAAUUUUCCCGUUUCCAUCAAUGGUACCCUUCUGUGGUGACAUCACAAAGAAUACAAACUUUGCAGGUCCCACAACUAGUCUCAUUGUGCUACAGGAAUGAAUAAAACAAUCCAGAAGAUGCCAAGAGUGAUGUGUGGUGGUUGUCUAUCACCUCACAUUCCCAGUAUUUUUUUAAACAACAAACGUAAAGAACAUCUAUAGGGGGCAAAACAACAAUAGGCAAGGAAACAAGAAGAAAAGUAUGAAAAGAGGCAUUAAAACAAAUACCAAACCAAAGCAAUCGUAAUGGACACAUGACGUCACAUUUGUCAACCACGCGCACAGCAGCGGCGCGCGCCACUGUUCGUGUGUGAACGCCUGAAACACACAGUAGAAUAAAAACGGACUUAAAAAAGACAUUUCAUCUGAAAAUGGACCAAAAACACCGCGAGAAGUGGACGAACGUGGCUGAAAUGAAUGAGGAAACAGGUCAAGGGAUGGUAGACGAAGGCGGCCGUGAAGUGUAGCAGCAAAACAAAACAUCGGAAUGCCACAGGUUGCCUCGCUGCUGUCGUUGUUGUUGGGGCUCAUGGGAUACGCUUUGGCGGGGCUCAACGUCUGGCCCUCCUUCCACGUUGCCCUUAGCAAUGCCAGCGUGUUUGUGGACUUCAGCACAAAAAGCAACAGCAGCCUCAUCCGCCAAAUGAGCCUGUCUCUCAUCAACAUGGACACCAACACCACCCUCCUGACAAGGACUCUUCCCAACAACCAGUCUGCAGGUCGGGUGGAGUUCAACUGUUCCUGCUUCCUGUAUGCGGGAACUUUCCGCUUCCUGUUGAGGCAGAGCAGCACCCAGGAGGAGAUGCACUCCAAUGCGACAGGGCGUUUGGAGACCACCUGGUGGUGGAGUUCAGAACUGCAGGUGCAGUGGCCAACAUUUCACAUUGCUGUCGAGCGGGAUGCAAACAACACAAGCUCUUUUCAGAUUGGAAUAUCCACCAAUGAAUACUUCCAGCCUUGUUCAGCAAUCCUCGACCCCGCUCUCCUAUUAGAAGUCAGCUACAUGGAGUACAACCAGAUAGGACGAAAAGGCAUCAACAAGGUGCAGGCCCGCAAACAACAUUCAAUCAAACUUCUCCGUUCCCAGAUGAUCAAGCUUCCCUGUGCCUUUCCUUUUACGGAGCGAGACUUCAUCCAAGUGGCCCUACGCUCGCUUCACUCCGCACAGGAGGUAAAGAGCUCUGGGCCUCUCUACUUGUCCCAAAUCUUCUCCUAUAAGCUGCUAGUGGGAAACGUGAAUGCGUACCGGAGCGGUUGUGAGGGCACAGUGAGUGUUAAGCUAGUAACUCCACCUUGUGCACACAUUAAUGGGAAAGUGUUGCUGUAUAAAGACGCCAUCAUUGGAAGAGGGGUUGCUGUCUCCUCCGGGAUGGGAGCAGGAGGAACAGCAGUGCAGGAGGAGCCGUCAUCUCCUCCGCUGGCUUUUAACUGGCUCACACAGGGAGAGAAUGAGACGGAAUUCAACUGCUCUUUUUUUUACCCUGGAAGGAGUAAGUACUGCUUCCGCUUUGUGUUCAACUACAGCCGAUCCCCGAGUCCGGCUCAGACGUGCCUGGUGGUGCACAGGAGUGAAGAGUUCUGGGGGCCAUGGAAGCAGUGGAGUGUGUGCAGUGUGAGCUGUGGAGAGGGAGUCAGGGAACGUGUGAGAGAGUGUUUGCUGCCCUCUGGUGUUGAAGGCAAGCAAUGCACUGGCAUGGUAAAGGAACAGUCCAUCUGCUCGCUGGAAGACUGUGCAGCGUUUCCGGCACCUUCUCCAUCACUCCCCCCAGUCCUUGCUGGAGUUGUACCCCUAGGUGGUAACAUGGUGGUGGUGGCCGGUAUAUCCCUCUGCCUUGCUGUCAUUCUGGCCACUGUCAUCAUAACCGUGUGGAGGAAGCUCUGCCGGACCCCUCAGUGCAGCUCCGUCCGCAGAGGCUCCAUGCAUUCCCCUGGCGGGAGAAAACUCUCAGACGAGGCCUCCAUUUGUGGUAACAGCCUUCAGAGGCCGAGCUUUGCCGAUAGCCGAGUGCCGGCAGUGGGGGUCAGUUCAACCCAGAUGGACAGGGGGCCUCUUCCACAGACGAUGAUGACACAUCUCUCUCAGGAUCCAGAGAGGCUGUCUCCCACAGGUCAGAAGGUGUUGCCACCCAUUUUUGGGUAUCGCUUGGCUCAGCAGCAGUUAAAAGAAAUGAAGAAGAAGGGAUUAAAGGAGGCCACACAGCUCUACCACGUCUCCUCAAGCCCUGUUCAUGACACCAUGGUAGAGACGUCCACUUCGCCAAGCAGCUCUGCCAUUCCAACACCCACCGGGCCAUCAGGCCCCCACGAGGAACAAAACCAUUCUUUUUCUGAGUUACCGUUCCAGGCUUCAAGGAUCACGCGGGACCGACUGAGUCCCAGGGUGGAGCUCGUUUUGGGACCCCCCGUUUCCGGUCAUGCAAGUGAGGGCAGCUCUAAGUGGCUCAACCGCACUGCUGACUGGGUGGAGAUGGUAGAGAGGAGUGGCUUAGUGGGAAACUCUUCUCAGAAGAAUCCACAUUUUCGUCGGACUUCCAGUUUUACAGAUGCAAAACCCCAAAUUUCAUCUUCAGGACACUACAGAGCGUUCCGAGAGCGGAGCAUGACUCAGGUGGGAUCUCGGACUCUCCCUGAAGGAAACUCUUGGACCAAAGAGAGAAGAGAGAGGCCAUCAUUUAGCUCCUACCCCAUUCCAGAGCACGACACCCCAAAGUGGACCCAUUCCAGAGCUCAGGGGUGCAACCAGAGGAAGCCCUGGAUAGAAACCUCCAUCCCUUUUCAUAGUAAUGAAGUGAAACAUGCAGGAACCAAUACUUCUGAGGAACAUCUGGACCACAGUGGCACCACAGAGAGGCAGAUGGGAAUCUCAGGAAUUGGUGGUCCAGCCACAAGUCUUGCCAGUCCUCACGGAGUGAACCUGCUUAGUGUGGAACGGGCAGAGCAAAACUGGAACCGCCGUGGUCCAUCCCCUAUCCAGAGGAACAUGCUGGCAAGAAAGCUGAAGGAGGCUCAGUCCUGCUCUGGAGCCAAAGGGCGUCAGCGCAGCUCCACCUUCAGUGUGUCGUCAUCAGAGCACAGGAAAGACCAGUGGCACUCGUUGCCUGGUGCUGGAGGCUACGCCAGCACUGAACGUCCUGCUUGCAGGCUGAGUGAGGCGGAGGAGAGGAUGGUGACCCUUGAACUUUCCCCAGUGUACAAAGAUGGUGGGAUCAUGACCUCGGUCCACUUCAGCCCGGGUUCGGAUUCAGGUGUGAAUGGAAGUGUUGCAAAGAUGGAUGAUGCUAAAGUGGAGAUCGAUGAUGGGAGGGCGGAUGCCGUGGAAGCAGACACCCUCUACCAAAACAUCCGGAAGAAGAUUACCCCCUUUGUUAUGUCCUUUGGAUUCCGUGUAUUUGGAGUGGUACUGAUCCUGGUUGACAUCGUGCUCGUCAUCGUGGACAUUUCCCUGCCAGCCAGGAGCAGGGAGGUUGGGAAUUCUCUGGAGACGGUGUCCCUCAUCAUCUCCUUCUUCUUCCUGGCUGACGUUCUCCUCAGGCUCUACGUGGAAGGGUUUAAAGUGUAUUUUGGCUCCAAGCUGAACAUCAUUGACGCCUGUGUUGUGGUCGUCACGCUGGUGGUCACCAUGAGCUACACCUUCACUGACCUGUCAGGCGCCAGCCUCAUUCCCAGGGUGGUUACCUUUCUGCGCUUCUUGAGGAUUAUAAUUCUGGUGAGGGUGUUCAGGCUGGCGGCCCAGAAGAGAGAGCUGGAGAAGGUCACCAGGAGGAUGGUCUCUGAGAACAAACGGCGCUACCAGAAGGAUGGGUUUGACCUUGACCUCACCUAUGUCACAGACCGUGUCAUCGCCAUGUCUUUCCCUUCAUCUGGGAAGCAGUCCUUCUACAGGAACCCAAUCAGGGAGGUGGCAAGGUUCCUGGACACCAAACAUGACGGCCAUUACAGAGUUUACAACCUUUGCAGUGAGAAAGGCUACGACCCCCAGUUCUUCCACUACAGGGUCGAACGGGUGUUCAUAGACGACCACAACGUACCUUCUUUAGAGGACAUGUUGAAAUACACAGCGAGCGUAAGAGAGUGGAUGUCUGCCGAUCCCAAAAACGUCAUUGCUAUUCACUGCAAAGGAGGGAAAGGUCGUACUGGCACUCUGGUGUGCACCUGGCUCAUUGACAGUGACCAGUUUGAGAAUGCGCAGGACAGUCUGGAGUACUUUGGGGAGAGGAGGACGGACAAGAGUCGGAGCUCCAAGUUUCAAGGAGUGGAGACUCCCUCUCAAAGCAGGUACGUGGGCUAUUACGAGGUGAUGAAGACUAAAUUCAACAGGCAGCUUCCCCCUCCAAAAAGCCUGAGGAUGAAGAGCAUCCGCAUCCACUCCAUAGCAGGUGUGGGCAGAGGUGACGGCAGUGACCUGAAGGUGAAGAUCAUCGUGCGGAAAGAGCUUGUGUUUGAGUGUGUGUGCGCCACACAGCACAACUGCUCAGUUUUCCCUGAUGUGGGCAGCAAUGCAGCAAUCAUCAGCCUCCACAAUGGACCUGUGGUUCAAGGGGAUGUCAAGGUCAUGUUUGAGUCCAGUGCUGGUAUUCCUAAAGGAUAUGAAGAUGUCCCCUUCUACUUCUGGUUCAAUACUUCCUUCAUAUCGGACAACAAGCUCUUUUUACCCAGAGAGGAACUGGACAACCCACACAAGCCUAAAACAUGGGACCUGUAUAAGGAGGACUUUGGUGUCACAUUGUCCUUCUCAGACAACUAAUCAUAAUAAAUGCUCUUUGGCAAGAUGGACUGUCUGGAUUGAGUUGUUCAAGUAAAACAGAACUACCUUUUAAAAGUGUGGGAGGGGCUUGCUACUGCAGAACCACCACAAGGGGGAAAAAGUCAAAGCACAUAAUGCAGGGUUCCUACACACGUAUGGAGUUUGAUUUGAGAAAUGUCCAGGUCUGGAAAAGUAUGGAAACAUUUAACUUUACAAGACUUGCCACUGUUCUGUUUUCGGAAAGAAAACAAUUAUAGCUGAAAAAAAAAAAAAAA